This is a messenger RNA of Selaginella moellendorffii, 1816 nucleotides long. RefSeq names its product D-xylose-proton symporter-like 2. Gene Ontology annotation, cellular component: membrane. The transcript is spliced from 15 exons. Gene Ontology annotation, biological process: transmembrane transport. Lineage: Eukaryota; Viridiplantae; Streptophyta; Lycopodiopsida; Selaginellales; Selaginellaceae. Gene Ontology annotation, molecular function: transmembrane transporter activity. The coding region runs from base 69 to 1700 and encodes 543 amino acids. The record is from RefSeq and is a predicted model, not a curated record.
GCUUAAAAUAAUGGUUUCAUAGGUCAGCAAUGGCAACUAAGUCCACUGCUAGAAGUAAAGGCAAGUGAAUGGCUGCUUUCUCGCCCCCGCCCAGACUCUUGCUGCUCAAGCCACUGUCGCUGUCCAACGGCAGCACUCGUGUCGCGCCACCGCCGCCCUCUCUCGUGGCGUCUUGGAGAUCAUCCCUCCUCAAAUCCAGAAACCAGGUUACUCGCAAUUCCAUGGAUAUGGAGCAGCCGCUAGUCGAUGGCGAUGCUCCGCCAGAUCGAUUCAAGGAGACCAACUGGAGAGCUGUCAUACUUCCAUUUUUGUUUCCAGCUCUGGGUGGGCUCUUGUUUGGCUAUGAUAUUGGAGCAACCUCUGGAGCUUCCAUAUCUUUGACGUCUCCAGAGCUGAGUGGCACAGAUUGGUACCAGCUUACGUCGAUUCAAACGGGGCUAGUGGUGAGUGGGUCACUCUAUGGAGCUUUGCUGGGAUCCAUUCUAGCAUACAAUGUCGCAGAUAGGCUUGGACGACGAAAGGAGCUUAUCUCCGCUGCUGCUAUAUACUGCAUUGGAUCACUAGUCACAGGUCUAGCUCCAAACUUUCCUGUCAUUCUCGCUGGAAGGCUGGCUUUUGGAUUUGGCAUUGGACUGGCAAUGCAUGGAGCACCAAUGUACAUCUCCGAAACAUCACCAUCUAAAGUACGAGGGACACUUGUAUCUCUGAAGGAAGCCUUCAUAGUUCUUGGCAUUUUGCUUGGAUAUCUAGCCGGCAGCGUAGAAAUCUCCACUGUCGGAGGCUGGCGAUGGAUGUACGCAUUCGCGGCACCGAUCGCGAUCAUCAUGGGAAUUGGGAUGUGGUGGCUGCCACCAUCGCCGCGAUGGCUACUCUUGCGAGCGGUGCAAGGCAAAGGUGACAUGAGCGAGCUCACGCGACAGGCGUGCGAGGCUUUCAAGAGGCUUGGAGGAGGAUCAAGCAACAUCACCCAAGAGGCUGUGGAUUUGCAAGUGGAUGAAACUGUGAAGUCGCUGGAGAGCUUGAGCAGGGAAUCUGAGAGCGCGCAGCAAAGCGUCUGGGAGUUGUUCCGAGGAGGCAACUUGAAAACUUUGACGAUUGGAACCGGCUUGGUCUUUUUCCAACAGGUGACUGGCCAGCCAAGCGUCCUAUACUAUGCAGCCACGAUCCUCCAGAGUGCUGGAUUUGCUGCUGCAACGGAUGCAACACGAGUCUCGGUUCUACUGGGUGUUUUCAAGCUUGUAAUGACUGGAGUUGCGGUUUUCAACGUUGAUAAACUCGGACGAAGGCCUCUACUAAUCGGUGGUGUCAGCGGCAUUGUUGUGAGCUUGUUCAUGCUGGCGGCUUUCUUUGUCUUCGGAAAGGGCCUCUCGUUUCUCGCAGUCAUUGCGUUGCUUCUCUACGUUGGUUGCUACCAGAUAUCAUUUGGCCCGAUUUCAUGGCUCAUGAUCUCGGAGAUUUUCCCACUUAGAACACGGGGUCGAGCUCUCAGCAUCUCGACUCUUGUCAACUUCGCAGCCAAUGCUUUAGUCGCACUGGCAUACUCACCACUACAGGAACUUUUGGGAGCGCCUCUGACUUUCGUGGGAUUUGGAGUGAUUGGAAUCGUGGCGCUCGUCUUCAUUGUUUCCACGGUCCCAGAGACGAAGGGACUAAGCCUGGAAGAGAUAGAACAGCAGCUCUUCGCGAGUAAGCACUUGUAAACAAGAAGCUCUGUGCAGUGAUCCUUUGAGACAGAUAUUUACACUUCCAUCGCUAGAACCUUCCUCCAAAAACUGAUCCCAAAAAACUAGAAUAGAGAUAUUGGGCUGACCUUGAA